This is a messenger RNA of Bufo bufo (common toad), 1910 nucleotides long. RefSeq names its product mitotic arrest deficient 2 like 1 (gene MAD2L1). NCBI's taxonomy places the organism in Eukaryota, Metazoa, Chordata, Amphibia, Anura, Bufonidae. Bases 60 to 671 code for a protein of 203 amino acids. Gene Ontology annotation, cellular component: cytoplasm; kinetochore; nucleoplasm. The transcript has 5 exons. Gene Ontology annotation, biological process: mitotic spindle assembly checkpoint signaling. The record is from RefSeq and is a predicted model, not a curated record.
CGGCGGAAAGGCGCGCUUUCUUGAAUACAGCCCAGGACCACUGGACGGGAGGCCCAGGAAUGGCGGCUCAGUUGACCAAAGAAGGUAUCACACUGAAGGGCAGCGCCGAGACCGUGUCCGAGUUCUUCUAUUUUGGCAUCAAUAGUAUUUUAUAUCAGCGGGGGAUUUAUCCGUCAGAGUCUUUUUCUCGCGCACAGAAGUAUGGCCUCACCCUGCUUGUCUCUACAGACCCAGAUCUUAAGAACUACUUGAACACAGUGGUGGAGCAGCUGAAAGAUUGGCUGUACAAAUGUCAGGUCCAGAAACUAGUGGUGGUGAUUUCAAGCAUCGACGGCAAUGAAGUUCUUGAGCGCUGGCAGUUUGAUAUAGAAUGUGAUAAAACUGUGAAAGAUGACAGCAUUGUUAGAGACAAGUCUCCGAAAGUUAUUCAGGAAGAAAUCCGAUCAGUCAUCAGACAAAUCACAGCCACAGUAACGUUUCUUCCACUGCUGGAGACUGCGUGUGCUUUUGACUUGCUGAUCUAUACAGAUAAAGACUCGGAAGUGCCCGAGAAGUGGGAGGAAUCUGGACCUCAGUUUGUUUCCAACUCUGAAGAAGUUCGGCUUCGCUCCUUCACCACUACAAUCCAUAAAGUCAACAGCAUGGUGGCAUAUAAAAAAAUAGACUGUUAAUAGUGGAUUAUAUUUUUACUGUUCUUUCUCUUUUCUACUCUGGUAGUAUUGAUCCGAUUUCUAAUGCAGUUUUUAAGGUGAUGUAUGUGGUUAUUUUUUGUUUUUUUUUAGUGGCCACCUCAUUACGUGUCUUUUGAUGCUCUGUAGAGGACUUGGUCCUUCCACACCCUACUGCAUUAGCUUAAGCUGAGAUAUAUUGAGGGGAGCUUUUUACUUAGUCGCUUUAGAUGGAACUUAACCAGUUCACUUUCUUAGAGUAACGGGCUCUGCCACCGCACCCUUAAGUAUUCUAGUUCCGUGGGCUCCAUAUUCAUUUUAGGGGAUCAUGAGUUUGUGAUACAGUGCAUCGGUCCUAUGCUUGUGAAGGUACACUGUGAUGCUAUGAACAUGAGUAUAUUUGUUUAGCAGCUCCACUGCUGACAGACUCGUCCUAGUCAUGCCAGUUCUUCAAGAGGGCAGAAUCUGCUAACGUGCCCCCUUUCAGGCACCAAACAGAGGUACAUUACAACCUCAACAAUUAUUGCAUGCACUAGCUUCAUUUUCUUGCUGUAACAGACAGUUUUGUAUUUGGUUUUUAAUGGGUGGACUUAACAAUUUGGUCUCGGGAACAUAUUCCGGCAGUAAGCUCCUGUUGACAGAUUGAAGUGUCCUUUGCAGGACCUGAAUGGUUUUCUACCCAUUUUAUUAUUCUUAUUUUAUACAAGUACCAGCUCUGGUCUGUUAUACAUUCUAAAGCCCAUUUACUUGCAUUGCACUGUACUUUGACGAUUUUGAUGCAGAAUCUGCACCCAAUAUGUCCCGUAUGACUGACAAAAAGACUGCAGAAGAUAUAUCCUUAUCAGUUUCAUGAAUGCUUUAUUCUGCCGAAAUGCAUUUUUCCAAUCUCUGGAAGUUCAGAGAAGGACUGGAGCUGCAUUUUGUUGUUUGAUUGCCAGUCCACUCAUUCAGGGAACUUGGGGCCCCUGUUCUCAUCAACAGUCAUGGCUCCAGGAGUUGGGCACCCGCUGAUCAGAUACUUAUUCCCUAUCCUGUGGAUAGAGGAUGUGUCUUGAGACAACUCAUUUAAGUAAGUAUUUCUUAGACCACAGCUAUAUAUCCUUUGUAUUAAGUCUUAUAUCCAUUGAGACUUCCAUGCAACAUGCAUAUGCAGACAUUGGGUUGGAAAAAAAAGCAAGCGUUACAAGGAUUUUGGUCCUAAGUGAGUAAAAUCUUGGAAAAACUGCAAUCCUCUGUCAGCUC